GGUGACAUUUAAAUUGGAUAUGGCAGAGGAAGUUGAAAUGGGAGAGGUUGAUGAAAUGCAUUCCAAAGAUGAAGGUGCUAUUCUAAAUGGCGAUAUCAGUAACAAUGUAGAUAUGGAAAGUUCCGAUAGUCAAAAGGAAAAGAAAAUUAGUAGUGUAACAGAAGCCAUGGAGGUUGAAGAAGAAAACAAACCUGAAGCAGUCGCCAAAGAAAAUACAAAUACUGAAAUUAAUGGUGUAGAUGUAAAUAAUACCAACUCUGAAAAGGGGGAUGACGAAGAAGAAGAAGAGGAAAAGAAAGAUGAUGACUGUGUCUUAGAUGAAUCUGUAGAUAAAGAUGAAGUAGAAAAAGAUAUUGAGAGUAAUCCUACUGGAGAUGAUACUAAUGAUGACAAUGAUGAAGGAGUAAACAGCGAAGAAGAUAAUGAUAUAUCCGAAAAGGACGAGGAUACUGCGAAAAAAAAAUUGGAAGAAUUAUCUAAAAACAAUCUCAUUGAAAUCAGUGAUGAUGUUCAUGAAAUUGAUGACAAUGAGGAUGAAUCAAGUCAAGCAAGUAGUAUUCCUAGCAAAACUUCUGAAGGAAAUUCAAUGUCCAAUGAACCUAUAGAUUUAAAUGAUUCAGGAGGGGAAGAUGAUGGUGAUGUUAUGAUUGUUGAAAGUGUUCCAAAGGAAAAUGGAACAUCUGACAAACUAACAUUUAAAAAAACCACUGAAAUUAUUGAAUUGGAUACUCCAGAAAAAAAAGAAACUAGAAAAAUAUCUGUAUCUCCACGAAGAAGUUCUAGAAAUUUAAAUAAAAGCAAAAGCUAUGUUGAAAGUAUAAAAGAAGUACCACAAUCAUCUGAUGAAUCAGAUAUUGAAGAAGUAACUCCACAAGAUCCUUUAGCAGUUAGCGAUGCAAUUAGUAUAGAACGAAUUCCAAUGAAUAAAACUAAGAAAUCCUCAACAAUAGUGGUAAAGGAUACUAAAAAGUUAGUGGAAAUCGCUGCUAAAUCAAAUAAUACAAGUGGCAAAAAAGAACCCACAUUGGUUAUCAUUGACACAAACUCGAUUUUGUCAGGAAGAGGGCCAGUCCCAAUUAAUAAAUCUUCAACCAUAUCUACCUCUGCUUAUUCAGCAGUGCUUCCAGUGGCUUUACCUGCUCAAGGAAUGUACCCAGCAAAUAUGCGAGCAACUAUAACACCAAUACCUGUAAAUUCUAAUUCCAAUCAAGUUAAAGCCAGUCCUGCUGUUCAAACACCAUUGUUGCCUACAUUGACUGAUGAUAUGUUUGUUGUGGAAGCUCCAUCGUUUAUUGUUCCAUAUGUUUAUGAAAAACCGCCAGUAAAAGAUUUUAAAGAUUUUGUACUAGAAUACAAGAAAAAAGUCGAACAAAUGUUAAGAGAAGAGGAAGAAGAGGAAAGGAAAAGAGAAAAGGAGGAAAGAAAAAAAGAAAAGGGGGAUGAUAAAGGGGAGGAUAGUAAAGAUGUGGAGGAUAUUAAAUCAGAACCAGACGGUAAAAAGAAAAAGAAGGGAGAUGAUGAUACUGAAUAUAACAUAGAUGAGGAGAAAGAUGUUGAUUCAGAAGAAGAGGGUAAAGGUUUAAAUAAAGCCAACAAGCCAUAUUCAUAUUUUACUAGUCCCUUGGGAAAAUUUUUUGUCGAUAUUGGUUUUAAUUUGGUACAGGAAUAUGUGCAAUCAGAUUUACUAAGACAGCAAAAACGAAAACGUGAUAGAGAAGGUGGACAAAACAAAGAGACUGAAAGAACAAUCCAUUCUCUAAUUAAAAAUUUGGAAUACAGUAAAGAAAAUAACGAACCUUUUAAGAUAAAAAUGCGUAAGUGCGAAUUCUGUAACUUUAAAACGGAAUCUGCCUUGGCAAUGUCUUAUCAUUUAGAAACUCCUCACAUGAAAAAUUUCGUCUAUAGGUGUAAUUUUUGUACGUACGAAGUUCGUAGUCCACACGACAUUCUCUUCCACAUGGAAGCUGAACAUGCUGUCAGGGGUCAUUUGGAGAGAGCACCUGCUUUCCAUCAGUGUUCUAAUUGUCCAUUUGAAGACAAUCAGAAGGGAAAACUUUCAAGGCAUUUGGUUGCUUGUGCGAAAAAAUUCAAGCCUGAGAGGAACCUUGAUCCUCCUAUAGACUGGGAACCUCCUGCAAAAAUACCAAGAGUGCCUAAGGUCAGGCAGCAAGGUCUAAACGCGACCGCAGCCGCUUACCAAGCAAUGUCUAAAAAUUCGCAGUAUCAGUUCUUGUCCAAGAUGCAGCUGCAAAGCACGCAGCAAGCCUUACAAAGAGGAAGAGGCCGCCCACCAACCAUUACCAACGCAAAGCCUCAACAAACCCUUCGCCCGUCCGGAAUGUUGUUCAAACAGCAAGGCAUGUCCGGGGGAUCAGUUUUGGUGCCAACCAAUUACCAACUCAGUGGCAAUCAGGUAUAUCAGGUAGUUGGAGGACAGGAUUUAGGGGGACGACUUGGCAACCCUGGCCACAUGAGUUUUGUCCCCAAUAUACAUUCCGCCUCUAGCACUGUUGCAACCCAGCAGCAAAGCCAAAACAAGAAGCCAGUGCACCAGCCCAGCAUUUCGAUUACGCCUUUGCCUCGCGGUUCGGCCACGUCUACUCCGGGCAACGUGUCCGCUAAACCGGGGGAUAGCAGUUCUAAAAAUUCGUUUGUGAUCUGCGAGAUCUGCGAUGGUUACAUUAAGGACUUGGAACAGCUAAGAAAUCACAUGCAAUGGAUUCACAAGAUCAAGAUUCAUCCAAAGAUGAUCUACAACAGGCCGCCGCUAAACUGUCAAAAGUGCCAAUUUAGGUUUUUCACCGAUCAAGGCUUGGAGCGGCAUUUGCUCGGCUCGCACGGUUUGGUCACCUCGAGCAUGCAGGAUGCCGCCAAUAAAAGCAAGGAUUCUGGAAGAUGUCCUGUUUGUGGAAGGGUAUACCAAUGGAAAUUGCUUAAUCACGUGGCUAGGGACCACAAUAUGACGCUAAAGCCUGCGCAUUUGUCGUACAAGUGCACAGUGUGCACGGCCACCUUUGGCAUGUACAAGCAAUUCGAGAACCACGUCUAUUCGGCGCACAGCGUUGUGGCAAAACGCGUGAUGGACAAGAAGACCGCGUCGCCGUCCGCGCAGAACAAAACCGAGAUGAAACCGUUGAAGAUCAACGACGAGAUCACGAUCAUACCGCAGCCGCCGAAAUCGAGCAACGGGGCCGCCAAGGAGGGCAGCCCGAGCUCAACAGGGUCGAACGCGUCGCGUAACAGUACGCCAAGCACUAGCAAAAAUGAUGACGCACCAACGCCAAGUACUUCUCGUGCCGAAAGAUUGGCACGAAGAAACGCAAAUGGUGACGAUUGAAUUAAAAUUGAAUUUAAAAAACUGUGUGUUCGGACAACAUGUGCGCGAUUUGUUUUGGUCAGAAUUUUAAUAUAUUUUUUAACAUGUAUGGACCAAGUUGUUUCAACUAGGAAUGAAACACUGUCUGUUAAUUAUAUAGUUGCAUUAUACUCUCAAAUCUGUAUAAGUACUAUUUAUUUAUAUGUGAGAUAAGACAUGAUUUUUUAUGGUAUAGGCUAGACAGAAUUUAAAACAAAUGUUGCACUCUUGUAAAGACUAAAGAAUAGAAUAGUAUAUUAUAAAUGUGUUUUCUUUAGUAAUUUUAGACUUGUUUUCAAAUAAAUAAAUAAAUUAUAAGUGAGAACAGUUAUGGUUUAUUUAUUUAUUUGAUAUAUUUAUUUUUAUAUCAAUACCAAUAUUUUUUGUUGAUUAAAAUAAUUCUGGAA
Brassicogethes aeneus is the source of this 3762-nucleotide messenger RNA. The record is from the annotation of a GenBank genome assembly. Lineage: Eukaryota; Metazoa; Arthropoda; Insecta; Coleoptera; Nitidulidae.